Molecule: messenger RNA, 643 nt
Organism: Prorocentrum cordatum
Lineage: Eukaryota; Dinophyceae; Prorocentrales; Prorocentraceae
Source: the annotation of a GenBank genome assembly
AUGACGAUGAUGCUGCCCCUCGGUUUCCUCCUUGGCGCCCAGCUGCUGGACGUGGAGGAGUUGGAGAAGCUCAUUUCACUCUCGGAGAAGGCGGGCGACCAGGUCGCAGUCGAGAAGUACAAGCAGCAGCUGGCAGAUCAUGAACAAUCUCAGGCGCCUACCCCAGUGCAGCAGAGGGCCUCCACGGCUCACUCGCGGGUGGUGGCCUUGGAAGAUCGGCUACAGCAGAAGACGGAUAAGCUCGAGGAGUUGCUGGGCAUGGUCUCUAGGCAAAAGGCUAGAGUCAUCGAAGUGCAGCAAGAACUCGACAAGGCGGACAAAUAUUACUGUGAUAUUGUUGCUGAGUUGGCGGGCGGCAUUGUGCAACCGAAAGCUCCCACCACCGCCAAGAUAUGCCGCUCGCGCCUGGUCAACAGCGAGAUCAAGCCUGAGGAGCUUUUCGACACCGCCGCUUUCUUUGACGUGCACGGGUACGAGGCUACGGACGACGAUAAGGCAGAGAUUGGUCGGUGCAUGGGUACUAUGCAGGAGGCUCUUCAGAAGUGUGCAAAAGAGUUAUUAUCUGGGGCACUUGCUAGUGUCGAGAACAUCAAGAAGGAACACGCCGACCACAUCAGCAGGAUGGGCAAGAAGCGGAAGACUG